This is a messenger RNA of Acipenser ruthenus (sterlet), 2379 nucleotides long. RefSeq names its product Krueppel-like factor 2. Bases 322 to 1500 code for a protein of 392 amino acids. Gene Ontology annotation, molecular function: RNA polymerase II cis-regulatory region sequence-specific DNA binding; DNA-binding transcription factor activity, RNA polymerase II-specific. The record is from RefSeq and is a predicted model, not a curated record. NCBI's taxonomy places the organism in Eukaryota, Metazoa, Chordata, Actinopteri, Acipenseriformes, Acipenseridae. The transcript is spliced from 3 exons. Gene Ontology annotation, biological process: regulation of transcription by RNA polymerase II.
ACUCAGCGAAUGAACUUGUGAGCAGCUUUAUAUACCAGAGCUAAAUUUAGGACCGCUGGUGCGCUACCUCCAUCCUGAACGUGUUUCCUCCGCUUAAUUCAAUUGGUUCAGCUUCUCAGCUGCAAUAUUUAUAAGUUAGGAUCCCUUACCAAUCAAAGUUGCACAUGACUUUGAAACACUACUUCAUAUAGGAGAGGAGAACACUCUACUAUUUACAAAAAAAGUUUUUUUUCACGAGGAGUAAAGUGGAUCGACCUUCUGCUGAACAGUUUGUCAGCGGUUUUUAAAAUAUAUUUUUGCAGUGAAAAGAAACAUUAAAAAAUGGCCUUAAGCGGGACCAUUCUACCUUCUAUAUCUACGUUUGCAAACCCAUGGGAAAAAUGUUGGGAAAACAGGUGGAAAAGUGAAAUGGACAAGGCUGCACACUCCAGCUGCUCCAUGGCCGUGCAGAACAUGGACAUGUACUUUCCAAGAAAAGACGACGAAGAUCUAAGCAAUUUCUUAGAUCUGGAAUUUAUCCUCGCCAACACCACCGGCUCCGACAGCCUGAAUCCCAUCGCUCCUGCUGGGGAGUAUCCCAUGACAUCUACUGAACCCAGCUCACUCUACCAGACCGGCAACUCCACGGGGUCCUACAGCGCACCCGAGCAGAGCAGCGCUCCGCCGCCGUACAGCACGAGCCUCAUGGAGGAGCUGCUGAGGACCGAGGUGGACAGUAGCUACUGUCUCGCCAAUAACGUCCACGGGAGAUUCCUAGUCGCUUCAACGAACUCUUUUGCAAACCAGGACUUUGUUGACAACAUCAAGGUUGAGCCAAGCAUGGACGGGUACGGACCAAUCAUGGGCAUGGUGCCCCAGUCCGGCGUUAAAAUUAAACAGGAGGGGAAUUCUUCGUGCAUGAUGGCUUUCGACCAGCCCAGGCUAGCCAGCUCCCCCCAGGCAACGGGCAACAUGACCCCACCGCUGAGCCCCGAUGACCUGAUGAACACAGACUGCCAGCCUCAGAUGUGCCACUCCAUGACAUUCCAGCAGGGAUACCACCCUGCCCCAAACUUCCCCCCUCCUCUGCCUGGCAUGCAGCUCCAGUAUCAGACAGCGCACCAGUUCAGCAUAUACGAGGAUGGGCUCAGCCUCCAGCCGUCCGCGCAGAGAGUUCUGCUGACCCCGCCGUCAUCCCCACUCGAACUCCUGGACUCCAAACCAAAGAGAGGUCGCAGGUCCUGGCCCAGGAAACGAACCGCGAGUCACACCUGCACCUACGCCGGCUGUGGGAAAACUUACACCAAGAGUUCCCACUUGAAAGCGCAUCAUAGAACGCACACAGGUGAGAAGCCCUAUCACUGCAGCUGGGAAGGUUGUGGCUGGAAGUUCGCCCGUUCUGAUGAACUGACCCGACAUUUUCGUAAACACACCGGCCACCGUCCCUUCCAGUGCCACCUGUGCGAGCGUGCCUUCUCCAGGUCGGAUCACUUGGCCCUGCACAUGAAACGACACAUGUAAACGAAGCAUGCCAUUCUGGACUGGACUGGACUUUUUAUACUCAUUGCUAUUUAAUUAUUAUAUAUAUAUUAAAAAAGAGCAAUUUUAUAUAUAUAUAUAUAUAUAUAUAUAUAUAUAUAUAUAUAUAUAUAUAAAUAUAAAUAUAUAUAUAUAUAUAUAUAUAUAUAUAUAUAUAUAUAUAUAUAUAUAUAUAUAUAUAUAUAUAUAAUUUUUUUAAACACGUAGCUGGUACUACUUGGUUGACAAACGAAUCUGCAAAGGCUUUUGCAGAGCAUAGUGAAGAUUUUUGAUUUUAUUAAUUUUGCAAUUACGAACAUGACCCAAAGGCAGGUCCUAAAACAUCUCUGAAAAAUAAACUGGAACCAGACAUUGACGUUGAAUUAAAUUAAGAUUCUAUUUGAUGUGCCAGGGAAGUGCCUAUACCACGUCUGUAUUGUAGGUAAUAUGUUCUAGGGGGUAAAAUUGACAAGUUGUUUUUAUAUUUGCUGAACCUGUAAACUGCACACGAAAUAAGCUUUUAUAAAAAAAAGACAAUGUUUUUUAUUUCUUAAAACUGCCUUAAACCCACCAUGGGUUUAUUUGAAUGUUUAAUAUUUUAUAUAUAAAAUAUAUAUAUAUAUAUAAUUAAUGAAUGCCAUAUGAAUUCAGGGUCUUCCAACUUAAUGAAACAGAAGUUGAACAUGUAUUGAAACCAUUGUGUCUUACAGGUGCAAUAAUAUUGUCUGCUCCAGUUUUAAGUUACACUAUUCACACAGGGCUAGACGUAUUGUAAAUAUUAACUUUUUUUUUUUCCUGACUGAAAUUUAUAUAAGUAAUGUAAAUAUUUGUAUAAUGUAAAUAACUGUAUUUUAAUGUAAAUAUUAAAGUUAAUGAAAGAUA